ACACUGCAGAGAGCAUUCAUCUGUUUGAGAGAGUCUUUCUGCUGAAACCUGCUACCUUAGCCAAGCUGAGUCAAAGCAGGCUUGUCAGUGGGGGUGUGAGCAGCAAAGGAAAAUGCUGGCUUAGCAGAUGUUCCACCAACUCGCAAUCACCAUAACAACAGGAUAUUAAAAUCACUGGGAUAUUUAUAUUGCGACCCCUCUCCAUUGAUUAUUCACUUUAUUGCAGUCGAAUUCAAAUCAAAGUGGGAGAAGUGAGAAAGGGGAGAUAAAGCAUUGAGUGGUAGUAUUGAACCUCUGCAUAGGAUAUCUGUAAUUAUAAGGAGGAGGAUUUGUAAACCUGAGACCUGUGCGCUUGCUGCAACAGCAGGCAGCCGUAGUGAAUAGCCUGCUUGGAGUUCAAACUAAUAGGAAAUGUUGUUCUUGAGAACAUGAGAAACACCACAGUGAUUUGACAUUGGGGAGAGAGAGCUUGAGAGGUAGAGAAAGAAAGAAAGAAAGGGAAAGAUUAAAAGGGACCUACUACUUCUGAUCCCCAUCUCCUUAAUUUGUUAUGCAUCUUUUUUGAUAUAUUUAUAUAUGUACACUAACACACAAAACUAUGGAAAGAGAAUAAGCAGCACAUGGCACGCUGCUGUGUGAUAGAUAUGGUUUAUUGAUCCAAGCGUUGGCUGCGUCCAGUGGGAAUCGAUGAAUUUCUUCAGAAUGAAGAAGACAGGAUCUGAGGGCAAGACCUCAAAACAUCGUUUCAGAAAAUGGAGCAAAAUGAAGGACCCAGAUUCCACUGAUAGAGAAGAUUCUGGCGUUCACUUGGAGGACUCCUCAAGUAGCAGCCGUCAUUAUCAAGAUGGCGGUAGUGACCAAGAGGGGCUAAGCAGGGAGGCCAGUCCAGUCUUUAACAGACAUGCACUGCAGACACGCAGACACACAGACACCUCCCCCUCCCUGGUGCAACACCAGAGACAGAAAACCUAUGGGGACUACCUUACAGUACCAGGGGGGCACCAUCAUGCAUUGCGGCGCCACACAGACACAGGCCUAGAAGAAGAAGAUAUACCAGAGGCCCGGUUAGCUGUUCAAUUUCAAGAUAAGUGUCGCCUACGAGGUUUGUCCCCCUCGCCCUCACGGCACUCCAAACAUGCAUAUGACAGUGCAAUAGAGCUGGAAUCUGAUGGAUCAAAAUCUCGCUGCAGUUCAGAACACUUAGAUGUUCCUCCCAGCAGCCCCAUUUCAAGUGGACAAAGCACACCCACAGAGGUGGAACAAGGGGCUGCGGAGGGGCAGGACACGAAGGAGCGAGAAGUCCGCAAGAACCGCUUUAAGAAAAUAUUACGUCCUAUACGUAGAAGCCACAGUGCAGGUUGUACAAAAGAUGUGCCAGCUUAUGCCUUGUUUCUGCAGAAAGCAAUGCCUGCCUCCAGUGGUAACUUGCCCAGACGAAGCUCACAGCCAAGUCAGAUGGACAAGAUGGAACAGGAAGUGGACAUACCGCAAGUUGUAGUAGAAGAAAAAGCAAAAAAGAAGUCCAAAAACCUAGUGAAAGAUGUAAAACGACGACUACGGCAAGUACGGCGCACCCACACAGACAGUGUUGUAACAGUGGAGCCAGCACGCACACUGCAACCCACGCCAAGUCAAGCUGGCAAGUGGAGUCAGUCCUUUGAAGCUUUAUUGGCAGAUAAAUGUGGCCUUGGUUUAUUUCAAGAGUUUCUACGCACAGAAUUUAGUGAAGAGAAUAUAGAGUUCUGGAUUGCAUGUGAGGAGUUCAAGAACACCAAGCUGAGCAAGCUGGCCGACAAAGCACAGAAAGUCUACAGUGAUUUUGUUGCUGUCCAGGCACCCAAGGAGAUCAACCUGGACUCAAAAACUCGCCUUGCAACUUUACACACUAUCCGACAUCCUGACCGUCAUGCAUUUGACGCUGCACAGAAACGCAUUCAGGGAUUGAUGGAGAAGGACUCGUACCCACGAUUUUUGCAGUCACAAAUGUACAAGCAGCUGAUCUCAUGAUGAUUUGACAGUGUGUGGGAGUUGUGACUUGUAAUGUUAGUGCAUUUACGGGGAAUGGCCAACCCUGAAAAGGGGUAUUCACCAUGACACUGAAUACGGAUUUCUCAGCUCUGUAUCACACUGUUCUUUUGGGAGUUGCUAAUGGCUCAAUUUACUUUCACAAAAUCAUACAGACUGUAAAUUGGGAGCCCCAGUUACUAUACUAAUAAUUCUGCAGUUAUCAGCAGCUCAAU
Molecule: messenger RNA, 2240 nt
Organism: Lingula anatina
Lineage: Eukaryota; Metazoa; Brachiopoda; Lingulata; Lingulida; Lingulidae
Cellular component (GO): nucleus; plasma membrane
Molecular function (GO): protein binding; guanyl-nucleotide exchange factor activity
Source: RefSeq, a predicted model, not a curated record